AUGUGUUCGCUGGGCGCCGGCUCAGCCCCAGGAAGAUGGUGGCGGCGGCGGCGGCGGCGGCGGCGACUGAGGCGCUGCUGAAGGGGAGCACGGAGGCGACAGCAGCGCCCGCGGGCAGGAAGGUCGGGCAGUACCGACUCUGCGCCGCGUCUGGGGCCUGGAGGCCGGGGCCGCGCGCCGGGUUGUGUCUCCCGUGGGUGCUGUCGCGGGCGCUGCCCCCGCCGCUGCUGCUGCCACUGCUCUUUUCGCUACUGCUGCUGCCGCUGCCCCGGGAGGCCGAGGCCGCGGCGGUGGCGGCGGCGGUGUCAGGCUCGGCCGUAGCCGAGGCCAAGGAAUGUGACCGGCCGUGUGUCAACGGCGGCCGCUGCAACCCUGGCACCGGGCAGUGCGUCUGCCCCGCGGGCUGGGUGGGCGAGCAAUGCCAGCACUGCGGGGGCCGCUUCAGACUAACUGGAUCUUCUGGAUUUGUAACAGAUGGACCUGGGAAUUAUAAAUAUAAAACGAAGUGCACAUGGCUCAUUGAAGGACAGCCAAACAGAAUAAUGAGACUUCGUUUCAAUCAUUUUGCUACAGAAUGUAGCUGGGACCAUUUAUAUGUUUAUGAUGGGGACUCAAUUUAUGCACCUCUGAUUGCUGCCUUUAGUGGCCUCAUUGUUCCUGAAAGAGAUGGCAAUGAGACGGCCCCGGAGGUCACUGUCACUUCAGGUUAUGCACUGCUUCAUUUUUUCAGUGAUGCUGCUUAUAAUCUGACUGGAUUUAAUAUCACUUACAAUUUUGACAUGUGUCCGAAUAAUUGCUCAGGCCGAGGAGAAUGCAAGAACAGCAACAGCAGCAAUACUGUCGAAUGUGAAUGCUCUGAGAACUGGAAAGGGGAGUCGUGUGACAUUCCUCAUUGUACAGACAACUGUGGCUUUCCUCACCGAGGCAUCUGUAAUGCAAGUGAUGUCAGAGGGUGCUCCUGCUCCCCCCACUGGCAGGGUCCUGGGUGUUCAGUUCCUGUGCCAGCUAACCAGUCUUUCUGGAUUCGAGAGGAGUAUUCUGAUGUAAAGCUCCCCAGAGCCUCUCAUAAAGCUGUGGUCAAUGGGAAUAUAAUGUGGGUUGUUGGCGGAUAUAUGUUCAACCACUCAGAUUAUAGCAUGGUUUUAGCGUAUGACCUGACUUCUAGGGAAUGGCUUCCAUUAAAUCAUUCUGUGAACAGUGUGGUUGUAAGAUAUGGUCAUUCUUUGGCAUUACAUAAGGAUAAAAUCUACAUGUAUGGAGGAAAAAUCGAUUCAACGGGGAACGUGACCAAUGAGUUGAGAGUAUUUCAUAUUCAUAAUGAAUCAUGGGUAUUGCUAACACCCAAAGCCAAGGAGCAGUAUGCAGUAGUUGGGCACUCUGCACACAUUGUUACACUGGCAACGGGCCGUGUGGUCAUGUUGGUCAUCUUUGGUCAUUGCCCACUCUAUGGAUAUAUAAGUGUUGUGCAGGAGUAUGACUUAGAAAAGAACACAUGGAGUAUACUACAUACUCAGGGAGCUCUAGUGCAAGGGGGCUAUGGUCAUAGCAGUGUUUAUGACCACAGGACCAAGGCCCUGUAUGUUCAUGGUGGCUACAAGGCUUUCAGUGCCAAUAAAUACCGGCUUGCAGAUGACCUCUACAGAUACGAUGUGGAUGCUCAGAUGUGGACCAUUCUUAAGGACAGCCGAUUUUUCCGUUACUUGCAUACAGCUGUGAUAGUGAGUGGAACCAUGCUGGUGUUUGGAGGGAACACACACAACGACACAUCCAUGAGCCAUGGCGCCAAAUGCUUCUCCUCAGACUUCAUGGCCUAUGACAUUGCUUGUGACCGAUGGUCAGUGCUUCCCAGACCUGAUCUCCACCAUGACGUCAACAGAUUUGGCCACUCAGCAGUCUUGCACAACAGUACCAUGUACGUGUUUGGUGGCUUCAACAGCCUCCUCCUCAGUGACAUCUUAGUCUUUACCUCGGAGCAGUGUGACGCCCACCGCAGUGAGGCAGCUUGUGUAGCAGCAGGACCUGGUAUCCGGUGUCUGUGGGACACAGAGUCGUCUCGAUGUACCUCCUGGGAGUUGGCAACUGAAGAACAAGCAGAAAAGUUAAAAUCAGAAUGUUUUUCCAAAAGAACCCUUGACCAUGACAGAUGUGACCAGCACACAGAUUGUUACAGCUGCACAGCCAAUACCAAUGACUGCCACUGGUGCAGUGAUCACUGUGUCCCUGCGAACCACAGCUGCACAGAAGGCCAGAUCUCCAUUUUCAAGUAUGACAAUUGCCCCAAGGAUAACCCCAUGUACUACUGCAAUAAGAAAACAAGCUGCAGGAGCUGUGCCCUAGACCAGAACUGCCAGUGGGAGCCCCGGAAUCAGGAGUGCAUCGCCCUGCCUGAAAAUAUCUGUGGUAUUGGCUGGCAUUUGGUUGGAAACUCAUGUCUGAAAAUCACUACUGCUAAGGAAAAUUAUGACAAUGCUAAGUUGUCCUGUAGGAACCACAAUGCUUUUUUGGCUUCCCUUACAUCCCAGAAAAAGGUGGAAUUUGUCCUUAAACAUCUUCGAUUAAUGCAGUCAUCUCAGAGCAUGUCCAAGCUCACUCUGACUCCAUGGGUUGGUCUUCGUAAGAUCAAUGUUUCUUACUGGUGCUGGGAGGAUAUGUCUCCAUUUACAAAUAGUUUGCUGCAGUGGAUGCCAUCUGAGCCCAGCGAUGCUGGCUUCUGUGGGAUCUUGUCAGAGCCUAGUACUCGGGGAUUGAAGGCUGCAACCUGCAUCAACCCACUCAAUGGCAGUGUUUGUGAAAGGCCCGCAAACCACAGUGCCAAGCAGUGCCGGACACCAUGUGCCCUGCGGACAGCGUGUAGCGAGUGCACUAGCAGCAGCUCCGAGUGCAUGUGGUGCAGUAACAUGAAGCAGUGUGUAGACUCCAAUGCCUAUGUGGCCUCCUUCCCUUUUGGCCAGUGUAUGGAGUGGUAUACAAUGAGCAGCUGCCCACCUGAAAAUUGCUCUGGCUAUUGUACCUGUAGCCAUUGCUUGGAGCAGCCAGGCUGUGGCUGGUGUACUGACCCUAGCAAUACUGGGAAAGGGAAAUGCAUCGAGGGCAGCUAUAAAGGACCUGUGAGGAUGCCUUCACUGGCCUCUACAGGAACUGUGUAUCCACAGCCUCUCCUGAACUCCAGCAUGUGUCUCGAGGACAGCAGAUACAACUGGUCUUUCAUUCAGUGUCCAGCUUGCCAGUGCAAUGGCCACAGCAAAUGUGUCAACCAGAGUGUCUGUGAGAAGUGUGAGAACCUGACCACCGGCAAGCACUGCGAGACCUGCAUAUCUGGUUUCUAUGGGGAUCCGACUAAUGGAGGCAAAUGUCAGCCAUGCAAGUGCAACGGUCAUGCAUCACUGUGCAACACCAACACUGGCAAGUGCUUCUGCACCACCAAGGGUGUCAAGGGGGAUGAGUGCCAGCUAUGUGAGGUAGAAAACCGAUACCAGGGAAACCCUCUCAAAGGAACAUGUUAUUAUACCCUUCUCAUUGACUAUCAGUUCACUUUUAGUCUGUCCCAGGAAGACGAUCGCUAUUAUACAGCCAUCAAUUUUGUGGCUACUCCUGAUGAACAAAACAGGGACUUGGACAUGUUUAUCAAUGCCUCCAAAAACUUCAACCUCAACAUCACCUGGGCUACCAGCUUCUCAGCUGGAACCCAGACUGGAGAAGAGAUGCCUGUUGUUUCAAAAACCAACAUCAAGGAAUACAAAGAUAGCUUCUCUAAUGAGAAAUUUGAUUUUCGCAACCAUCCAAACAUUACUUUCUUUGUUUAUGUCAGUAAUUUCACCUGGCCCAUCAAAAUUCAGAUUGCCUUCUCCCAGCACAGCAAUUUUAUGGACCUGGUACAGUUCUUCGUGACUUUCUUCAGCUGUUUCCUCUCUCUGCUUCUGGUGGCUGCAGUGGUCUGGAAGAUCAAGCAGAGCUGCUGGGCAUCCAGGCGGAGAGAGCAACUUCUUCGGGAGAUGCAACAGAUGGCCAGCCGUCCCUUUGCUUCUGUAAAUGUUGCCUUGGAAACAGAUGAAGAGCCUCCUGAUCUUAUUGGGGGAAGUAUAAAGACUGUUCCCAAGCCCAUUGCCCUGGAGCCCUGCUUUGGUAACAAAGCUGCAGUCCUCUCCGUAUUUGUGAGGCUCCCUCGAGGACUGGGCGGAAUCCCUCCUCCUGGUCAGUCAGGUCUUGCUGUGGCCAGUGCUCUGGUGGACAUUUCUCAACAGAUGCCAAUAGUGUACAAAGAGAAGUCAGGAGCAGUAAGAAACCGGAAGCAGCAGCCCCCUGCGCAGCCUGGAACCUGCAUCUGAUACUGCGCCAGGGACUCUCCCUCAAAGAGGGCACAUGGUACACCAAGCUGUCGCAGGGGAGGGUGCGGGCAGGAAGCAGGUGCAGAACAGAAGACUGGAAACCCUUGAAGCAUCCACCUCAUGUGCAUGAUCAUACAAGCCGUGUUGAUGGCUCGUCCCUUCUGUGUCCAGCAUCUGACCUUUUACUUUCGCAUAGGAAAUAAUUUAAUUACAAGUCCAAGAAUAAGCUGCUCUACUCAUGGGUGGAGGAGACCAGCAUAGAACCAGUGAGAGCUGAGAGUGAUGCUGAGGUCCCUUGUGGAAAGUCCUCUUGGGGGUCUCAACUGCAAAAGUGAUGACCUUGCCAGCAGCUCUCCAGCAGGGUCUUCCGACACUCCUCAGAUGGAUUGUUCUUAUUUGAAGCUUGUUGUCUUUUUACAAGAUGUGCUUUUACUCUCUUCCAGGAAGUAGCUUUUUUCUAGCUGAGAACUAAUAACGGUGUGUCUCUUUGAAAGUCAUAUCAAAGUAUAAUCAAUGGGGCCUUGUUUUGUUUUUGGAGACAGGGUCUCACUGUGUAGCCCUAACUGGCCUGGAACUCACUAUGUAGAUCAGGCUGAACUGAACUCACAGGGAUCUUUCUGCCUCUGCCUCACAAGUGCUGGGAUAAAAAGCAUGCACCACCAGGUCCAGCAAAGGGGGCUAUUUUAAAUGUCAAGGUCAAUUGUGUUAGAAUAUAAACAAAUGUAAUAGAUAAUUCUCUAUAGCAGCUUGAUUAAUUUUAAUUCAUUUUCCUCUUUAUCUCACGCUGUCAUGCACACACAUACACACACACACACACACACACACACACACACACACACACACACACUAAGUGCCUAGACUUUAAAUAGAUCUAGCAACUGGAAAGUUAAUAAGCCUAAGUUUUUACAUGACUCUGUUUCUCCAUUCUUGUAGAAUUUAAGUAACUACCAUUGCAAUCUGUUCUUUUUCUAAAGUCUAGUUUGCAGCCAGCAGAGACUUCUCAUCCCAAGAAACAUUUAAGAGGGACUCGCAAUAGGGACUGAGUGACCACCAGCCCCAGCCUAGUAUCACUCUAAGCCUGAUGCUGGGCCAACCCUCUGGGUUCCUUCUGCCAAGGCACACAGAAGUGUACUCACUCAUGUCGUGUGCCUCUCUGAGCCGAUAAGAGCACUGAAUGUGUGGGACACUUGGCCCUGUCUUCCUGCAGCCCGCUCUCCCUGUGCCUGUGGACCAUCCCUAGGUUGGAUGGCGCAGACACUAGAAGAGGGAUGAUGUCUUGCAUUGGGGCAGCAUCUGCUCAGAGCCAGAAAAGGGCCCUGGUUCCAUCUCUCCCAAGUGUGGGUUGCCCAGUCUCCUCCCAGACCCAGCUGGUGGUGUGAGGAGGAAGUGGAUGCUAAUGAGGAUGAAAAGCACAUGGGGAGAAUGGAAGGGACAAGACCCUCUUCUAACAGAAAACGACAGCUAAGAGGGGUGAAUGGCCUCUGCUCUGUGCCCUGGAAUCCUGCCUGGACAUUGCAUCUCUCCUCUUAUGGUGCUCAGUGUUCUGGCGUUACAGCAGCCUCUCCGUCCUUCACCUGCUGCAUGUCCUGUGAUUCUGCUAGUGCCUGACUAGAACAGACCUCUAGGCAACCAUGCUCAAAGUUAGGACUUUGGAGAAGUUAACACUCAAAAGAACAAAAGCCGUAGCAUUUCACCUUUAAAUGCAGUGCCAAGAGAGGGGGGCGUUUCUCUAAGGCCAGCACUAACCCCAUUGCCGCCAAGACACUCCUGGAGAGAGACUUCCAAGCUGAACCAUAAAACACUGAUGCACAAAGCACUGCUGGAAGACUCGCCUCUCAAAACACUGCUUUCUCAUAACGUUAUUAAAGGACAGAAGUUCCAGAAAAGAUCCCAAUCUCAUUCCCUGUGCAGUUAAGAGUGCCCCACACCCCCACCAAAACCCAGCACCUAUAAGCAUUUGCAGCGGCCUAGCCCUUCAUCUCCAUAAUCACCAAAGGGAUUCUUGGCCAGAGAGAGAGAAAGAGAGAGAGAGAGAGAGAGAGAGAGAAGUCCCACUAGGGUUUGUUCUACAAGGAAAUUUCCCCUGCUUUGCUCAAAGGACCAAAUUUCUUUGGCCAAAGAAAUUGCUUCUAUGUUAGCUCCAUACCUUUAAAUAAUAUGUACCAUGGUUCCCACCUACCUGCUUACAUUUUUUUCCCCUUAGAGAUACUGUUUAUUCUUUGAAAAGGAAGAAGCAAAUGGCAUUUGAUUCUGCUCCAGUAGUGGAGAAACAGCCAACUCCACCUGCAUCUCCUUUAUAGCCAACAGCUCCCUUCAGGCUUGCAGCAGAAGGGAAUGGCAGGGACAAAGAGCUCAGCUCAGAGCCAGUUACCAAGAGGACGUGGAGUUGUGACCCAGAACUGUGUGGCAUGGGAGAGCAUGUAUAUAAAAUAGUCAUGAAGACACCGACCUUGCACUUGUACAUAACUAUACAGUAGUGUCCAGAAUGUUCAGACAUUCAGGGUGUACAUAAAACAGAAAAGUAUCAUAAUGUAUUUUUAUUAAACAUUAACAUCUGAGUCUCACCUAAUCUGUUCCUUUGCCAUAUACUGGGUAUCCAAGCUCUGAGAAGUCAACUUACCAGGCCCUGAUCCUUUGAUAAGGCCACACAUUGUACCACCAUGCUGGUGUGUUCAGUAGCCUUGUGCCCAUUAGGUAACUCUAAGUAAUGACUCAGCUCUCAGAAUACCUAAGAAGAGCAAGCAUGGUGACACACCGCUGUGAUCCUAGCAUUUAGAAGAUAGAGGCAGGAAGAGCAAGAAUUCACAAAUGAGGGCUGGAGAGGUGGCUCAGUAGUUAAGAACACUGGCUGCUCUCGCAGAGGACACUGGUUCAGUUCCCAGCACCUACACAGUAGCUCACAA
Molecule: messenger RNA, 7228 nt
Organism: Arvicola amphibius (Eurasian water vole)
Lineage: Eukaryota; Metazoa; Chordata; Mammalia; Rodentia; Cricetidae
Gene: Atrn
Product: attractin
Exons: 29
Coding region: 36-4325 (1429 amino acids)
Cellular component (GO): Golgi apparatus
Molecular function (GO): protein binding
Source: RefSeq, a predicted model, not a curated record